Saccostrea echinata is the source of this 2025-nucleotide messenger RNA. RefSeq lists its product as uncharacterized. The record is from RefSeq and is a predicted model, not a curated record. Bases 1 to 1824 code for a protein of 607 amino acids. The transcript has 10 exons. Lineage: Eukaryota; Metazoa; Mollusca; Bivalvia; Ostreida; Ostreidae. Gene Ontology annotation, cellular component: centrosome; spindle pole.
AUGGCAACUGGUGAUCUGACCAACAAUAUUAGAAAACUUCAGAAAGAACUGAAGAUCAUGAAGUACCAGGAAAGUUUGGAUUUGAAUGGACUUGCACAGGGUAAGGCCUCAGCCCUUCUUCCCAUCUACCACUACGCAUUUACCACAUACAGCUGUUCCAUAGCAGAACUGAUUGCUAGUACAGACACAGAGUUGUAUACUAAGACAGAUCUACGAUUUAUGGAGGGAUGCUACAAGAUUCUGAGGGACUUGUUUCAUUAUAAACCUCCUGUUACAAAGGAACAGUUUUUCAACAAUGGUUUUGUUGAAAGAAAAAUUAUCAUGUGCACAGAAGUGAUGAAACUGAUUCAACAAAAGAAUAAGUCUCUACAGCCUCAGAAAAAGGCACCCACAACAACGACUAGUAACCUGGGACAGGUGGUCUCCAUGAAGCCUAACAAGGCAAAAGUGACUGACCUGACCCAAGUAAGACCUAACAACUCCAGGAGAUCCAGGUCAUCCAUAGAAACCUAUGGUUCACAGAGGGAGGGACUAUCAGACCCUAAGAAUGUGGUUGUUUCUCCUCGCUCACUGACAGAUGUUGACCAUCCUCAGCAGGUUGUCAAUGAAUUACUUCAACCAGUUGAGAACAUUCCAAGGCAUACAGCUCACCAUGGAUCAAAUAACAAAUUACUCGACAACCACUCACCAAUGAAAGAUGCUGACACAUCUUCAUCAGAAUCUUUAGACCAAGCCAUCACACAGAGGUCACCUCCAGUUCAUGUAGCCAGUGUGACCUCUCCACCUAGGGUCACCAAAGAGGUGCUGCCAUCUGCUGGUAGAAAUGUUAGAGGAUUUAAUUGGGCAGUUGUCACUCCUAGCAUUGCAAAAACCAGAUCGUCUAUUCCAUUUUCUAGUGAUAUCCCAGGUCAUGCUCAGUUCUAUAUGGAGGAGGAUGAAGAUGAUGAUGAAGAAGAAGGUAUAGAGACAGUCAUGGCUGCUACACCAGCACAUUCCAUCAUGGAGCCUCAUAAUGGGGAAACAGUUGAAACAGAGAGAAACAGCAACAGCAAUCCUCAACAGCCUCAAGCUGGCCAGGACAGCCAGCAUAUGUUAAAUGAAACUCAUAUACUCAAGGCAAUAGAACAGCUGACUAAGUGUUUUGGGACUCUAGAGUCUGGAUUAACUAGGUCUAUUGAGUCUCUGAAUGCACGCAUGAUUCUUGUAGAAAACAGAGUUUCUAUUAUGGAAAGCAAGAUCGAGGCAGUUGUAGCUGGUUCUCAACGAAAAGAGGUGCCGACUUUACCACCGUCUACUAAUCACAAUGUAGCAUCUCAGCGAUCUGAAAUGUCUGGUGGUGUUACCAAUCUUCACGAUCAGCGGCAGCAGAAUUAUAUCACAACAGAAAUUACCAGACCUCCUAGCAGCACUACUCUAAAGAACAAAGCAGAUAAUCCUGUAACAGUGUCAGGACAGGAAAGAAACAAUACAGAGCCUCAACAGAUUACCACAAAUCAGACAACAGAGAAAUCUCCCAAGUACAAAGCUCCUCCGUAUCAGUCUGCCUUGUAUGACGAGUCAACUCUGGUCAUGUUUUCACCAAUUCGUCAUGUGGCAAGUACCCCUCACCAACACAGAACUCCAGAAACAACAUUUUGUUCCACUAAUAAUGACACAACUGACCCACGGCGAUCCAGUACCCCAGAACACAAUACUGUUGAGAUGGACACACAGAUAGUGCUGGGGGAAUCAAUGAACCUCCCAACUGGGGAUACAGACACCCAGAGUCAAGUGAACAGGAUUAAAAAUCUAUUUAAAUCAACAGAAGUUAUGCUGAAAAACUAAAGAAUGAGGGGGAAAAGAUGACAAUUUGUAUGAAGUGUAAAGAGAAGAGUAUUAAAUAAAUGCACUAGUAGUUUAAGUAGCAUUUUACUUGAUUGAUCAUAUAUUGUGAGCAUUAACAACUACCUCAUGUGUCAUAUAAACAAAGUCCUAGUGAUAUGUCAUAGUGAGAAUGCACUGUUAUUUGUUGUUAAUAAAUUAAUA